ACUUUGGAACUUUUUCCCGUUAAGCUAAUCCUACUGUUCUUAAUCUGCGAUUCUAGUAUGUUUUCAUAAUGAAUGGAAAAGAUAAUUUUAAUCAAAGAUGUCAAGAAUUUACUAUUUUAUAUACACACCAAAAGCUUAAAAAAUCGAAAACUUGGAAAGAUGGAUUUUUAAAGACAACAAUAAAUAGCACUAAGGUUGCCAUAUUGAGUGAAUCUCGGGAUUUAAUCGACUCAUUUCAUUAUCGAUUUGAUAAAAUUUAUUCUGGCGCAGAAAUUGAAAGCGAUCAGCUUUUGAUUCAAAUUCAAGACACUCUUGAUAAAAAUGAUUCUUUUAAUGAAGAACGAAAGGCUGUAAAUAAUGCUCACAACGAUCAUCCCACGAAGAUCGAACCUAGAACAAAUUUCUCACAACCAUUCAAAAAAAUAAAAUUGUCUAAUGAAACCCAAAAAAGUGAAAAAUUAACAGAAAGUAUUAAAAUCUAUCAACCAAACUCUUCAGAUGGACAUCAACGUGUAAGGACUAUACGGGAAAUCCUUCAUAUUAUUGGUAUUGAUCAAGAGAACAACCCCAAUUCCGAAUCUUCAAAUAUUUUAAAAGUGGGGAAAGGAAAAUCGUCAUCAAAAUCGAACCUAGAAUUGGAAAUAGAUUUGGAUUGUUUUAGUGAAAGUGAUAAUUAGUGAAAUGGAGAAAAAUUGACAUUUAGCAACUGACAAUUUUUAUUGAAAUCAUUUAAUUAUUUCAUAACUUCUUCUAUGUAACUUUUAAUCUGUUUAAAUUUCCUGUACACUAUAAUACAGGUGAUUUAUUUCAAAAGUUGACUUGAACUUUCCUCUGGAUUAUCCUUUUGUAAAUAAAUAAGUUUCAUGGAAUAAUUGUGAGAUGAUUUGUACUAUUAUAUCUGCUAUUUUCCAGGCUCCUUCUGUCAAGAUGACAGCAUUGACGCUAAGAUUUCAAACAUUGAGGUUAUACGUCAAUACAGCAGGCUGGUCAUAAAUAAUGUAUUUGCUAAAAAUAUGGUUUCCAUGCAAAACAAGAGACAUUGACCACAUCCGUUCAAUGAAUAUUUCAAUAACACUAAUGAUGAUGGGACGCUGGAAUAUAGUAAUGUUAUGCCAAUAAUUGGUAAAAAAUGCUAAAUGUUCUGAUUUUCUUUUAUCAUGUUUUUCAAGUAAGAUAUAUCCUUGCAAUUUCCGUAUAGUAGAUCAGGGAAAUCUACUCUCAGGAGAACUAAUAUCCCUGCUAUAUACUGAAAAAUAGUUAUAACUGAUAUAGAUCUCCUAUCGACUUAAUAAAAUUUGGCUAUUAGAACAACUGU
This is a messenger RNA of Dimorphilus gyrociliatus, 1315 nucleotides long. The record is from the annotation of a GenBank genome assembly. NCBI's taxonomy places the organism in Eukaryota, Metazoa, Annelida, Polychaeta, Dinophilidae.